UGUUGCCUGGCUCUUUGACGGGUGAAGCUCUAAUACGAGUACGAAUGGUGGAGGUAGGGAUCCCAGAUGCAAGCGGUCGACGAGGUAAAUCGUAUAAGAUGUCCGGAAACCAUUCCCACUCGGUAGCAGCAGUCCAUUCUCUCAGUUACUGCCCUACACGAAACACCAAUGGCUUCCCAAAUGUCUCUUCUCGAUGCCAUAGCGACCCGACGCACAAUUUACGACCUUAACUCCUCCUCUCCAGUCCCAGACUCCCGCAUCGUCGAUAUUGUGCACCACAUCACCCUUCACACCCCCUCCUCAUUCAAUAGCCAAUCCGCCCGCUUCCUCAUCCUCCUGCGGGAGGAGCACCAACGGCUCUGGGACCAUGCGCGCACCAUCAUGUCCCAGGUUCUCCCCGAGGCCGUGUUCACAACGUACUUUGCGCCCAUGAUUACAAAGUACCGCGGGGGCUACGGCACGAUCUUGUGCUUCGAGGACCAAGCCACUGUCGCGGCCACGGCGGAAAAGUACGACGGUAUCAUUCCGUACAAGAAGUUCGAGCAGUGGAGCGAACAUAGCGCUGGGAUGCAUCAGUUUGCGUUAUGGUGUGCGCUUGAGGCCGAGGGUAUGGGCGCAAAUUUGCAGCAUUAUAACCCGAAUAUCGAUGACAUGGUGAAGGAAAUAUGGGGCGUGAGUGAUGACUGGGUGUUGAAGGCGCAGCUGGUCUUUGGGACACCCGCGAACAAUGACAAAAAAGAAAAGGAAGUGAAACCGCUGGAAGAGAGGGUGCUGGUGAAAGGUAUCUGACCGGAACCCAAACCACUUGAUAUGUUCCCCUUGAUACGACCAAAUGCUGCCUCUCGACUUGUGAAGCCAGGUCAAUGCGCGGCCGUACUUCACACACUGGGAUCCAGCGGAAUCACCCAUCACCGAAAUUACGGUUCUGAGAGCAUCUUUGGUCAAUGCGGUGAGCUGCCAAAUUUGGUACACAAAAAGUGAACAUCGUAAACGGUACCCCAAUCCCAAUGUCUACUUUCCGGACAAGUACAUUACAUUCAGAAUAGGUUUCUCUCACAACCAAGCAGGUGAUUCGGUGGGGAGGGGUUGAAUGCUAGAAAUUGGGUACUUAGAAAUCCGGCGAAAGAUAAGGAGAGAUAGCGUCUGUGGUGGCGAUGUUCAAU
This is a messenger RNA of Cladophialophora immunda, 1163 nucleotides long. RefSeq lists its product as uncharacterized. Lineage: Eukaryota; Fungi; Ascomycota; Eurotiomycetes; Chaetothyriales; Herpotrichiellaceae. Bases 169 to 789 code for a protein of 206 amino acids. The transcript has a single exon. Gene Ontology annotation, biological process: cellular response to oxidative stress. The record is from RefSeq and is a predicted model, not a curated record.